Messenger RNA from Aspergillus melleus, 735 nucleotides. Its product is annotated as mitochondrial 54S ribosomal protein mL54. NCBI's taxonomy places the organism in Eukaryota, Fungi, Ascomycota, Eurotiomycetes, Eurotiales, Aspergillaceae. The record is from RefSeq and is a predicted model, not a curated record. The transcript has 2 exons. Gene Ontology annotation, molecular function: structural constituent of ribosome. Gene Ontology annotation, cellular component: mitochondrial large ribosomal subunit. Bases 1 to 735 code for a protein of 244 amino acids.
AUGAUCUGCCAACGGUGCCGAACCAGCAUCCUCUCUCGACUCCAGCCGCAAACCUCGAUUGCCUGGUCUGCUCCGUCAUGCACCCGCCAGCUUCCAAUCCAGCGCAGCCUCUUCCGGAAUUACAGCACGGAUGGCAAGCCUACUGUUUCCGCUCCCCCGCCGCCUCCUUCCCCUAGACAGCCCGUCGCGGGUGACAUCUCGAUCCCGUCGGCCGUUUCGUCCGCUACCCCCGGGGUGUCGCAACCCUUGAGCACACCGGAGGGCAUUCACACCGACGUGGACCCCGAAAAGCCCACCAAGCCCACUCCCAGACCUACGCAAAGCUCCUGCCCGGCCGGUUCCAUGCUGCAUGGUCUCAAUUACUUCAAGAACAAGCCGAACGUCGUCGCCCGGGAGGACUCCGAAUAUCCGGAUUGGCUGUGGACGUUGCUGGACGAUAGCAAGAAGUCCAAGAAAUCCGAGGGCGGAGUCGACCCAAGCACUCUCAAUAAGAAACAGCGCAAGCGCUACGAGAAGAAGAUGUCUGCUCGCGCUGCCCUCCUCCCGCCUCAGAUCCCCAUCCACCACCACGCUACCGAUAUUACCCCUGCCGAAUACAACCGCAGCGAAUCGGCGACCGAGAGCAUCUUGGACCAGGCCGCGCAGAGUCUCGACAAGCGGGCCGAGAUCACAAAGAGUGCCAGAGAUGCCCGCAGAAAGGCUAUUCGGGAGGCCAACUUCCUGCGCGGACUCUAA